AUGUCUGACGAGAAACCUUCUAAUAAAGGGCCAUCCGCUCAUAUUCCAAGUGCAGAUGUGAAAUAUUCCAACCCUUACAAUGGGCUUGUCUAUAAUUUUUACACUUGGUUAUAUGAUUUUGUUUUAUUUAUAUUAAAUAUUUUGUUUAUGAUAUUCUUUAGAGAAGUUAAAGUUAGAGGUGGUCACAAUAUUCCUCCUGUCGGUACACCAACUAUUAUAGUUUGUGCUCCUCAUGCAAACCAAUUUAUUGAUCCUUCUUUAGUUAUGAUAACCGCAAGAAAAGUUGUAUAUGAUAAUGACAAAUUUGACGUAAACAGAUCAAGACAAACUUGCUUUGUAACAGCUGCUUCAGGUUUCAAAAAACCAAUAGUUGGACAAUUUGGUAUUGCUACUGGUGGUAUCCCAGUGCCAAGACAACAAGACAAUUUAUCAAAAGUUGACAAUAGGAUUGUAUUAUAUUGUCCUGAUAUGAAUAAACCAACUGUUAUUAAAGGUCGUGUCACAGAUAAUUCUUUAGAGAAUCCAGGCUUUACUAAAAGAUUCACUCCAAAAGGUUUAGUUGGUUUGCCUAAUUUCUUAGCAAACGCAAAAAUUGAAUCAAUCCCUGAUGAUUAUACUAUCAUUCUUUCUUCACCUUUCAAGAAUAUCGAUGCUCCUAUCCAGGAAAAAAUCAAUUAUCACAUAGAAAAUGGAUGUACGUUCAAAUAUGCUCCAAAGGUUGAUAAUUCAAAAGUGUUCCAAAAUGUCUUCAAUCAUUUGGAUACCAAAGGUUGUGUCGGUAUUUUCCCUGAAGGUGGUUCACACGAUAGACCAUCACUAUUACCAAUUAAGGCUGGUGUCGCAAUUAUGGCUCUAGGUGCAACUGCUGCAGACCCAACCUUAAAAGUUUCUAUCGUUCCUUGUGGUUUAAAUUAUUUCCAUAGACAAAAAUUCAGAUCUAGAGCGGUUAUUGAAUAUGGUGAACCAAUUAUAGUCGAUGGUGAAAUGGGUAAACACUAUAAAGAAGAUCCUCGUGGUGCUGUCUCAAAGUUAUUGAAAAAGGUUACCGAUGCUUUAUACUCAGUGACAGAGAAUGCUCCUGAUUAUGAAACUUUAAUGACAAUCCAAGCCGCACGUAGAUUAUAUAAACCAGCUUCAAACAACAAAAAGAUACCACUGCCUGUUGUUUGUCAAGUCAAUAGAAAUUUACUAUUGGGGUAUUCUAAAUUUAAAGAUGAUCCAAGAAUUAUCAAUUUGAAGACUGCUGUACAAAACUAUAACGAAAGACUAUAUUCCUUAGGUAUUAAAGACCAUCAAGUUCUUAUGUUAAAAACUGGAACUGCUGCAAAUAUAAGAACACUUGUUGUUCUGCUUAACAGAAUAAUUAAACUUGGUGCCUUCUUUACAUUGGCUUUACCUGGUACGAUUCUGUUUACUCCUGUAUUUGUUAUAGCUCACUAUUAUUCAAAGAAGAAGCAGGAAGAAGGAUUAAAAAAAUCAGUAGUUAAAAUAAAGGGUAUUGAUUUGAUCGCAACUUGGAAAGUUAUGGUUGCUUUAGGCUUUGCUCCAAUUCUUUACAUUACCUAUUCUUUAAUCUUGGUAUACACCGCAUCAACCCAUAGAAAUUGGUUAAGUUGGUUAUGGAUACCAUUCAGCAACAAGGUUAUGCAAUUCUUUUAUUUCUAUGGUUUACUUGUCCUAACUACUUAUGGUAGUUUGAAAACAGGUGAAGUUGGUAUGGAUUUGUUAAAAUCUUUAGCUCCUCUAUUUGUGACACUACUAUACCCAGAAGAUACAAUAACUGAUAUCCAGAAAUUACGUAAUGAAUUAAGUGAUGAAAUUACUGACAUUUGUAAUGAGUUGGGUCCUGAAGUAAUACCAAACUUUGAAAGUUACAGGAAUUCAAGAAAAAGUGACGAGGACAAAAGUGACAGUCGCUCAUCUUCAGUUACACGUAGCCGUUCUUCAUCAUUUAGCUCCCUAUUCUCUAAUGCUUUGUCCAGAGUUAAUUCUAGAGGUUCCUUAACUGAUAUUCCAAUCUUUGCAGAUGGCAGGAAUUUCAAUGAAACUGAAGAUAGUAGUAGCAGUGAUGAAGAAAUUGAUGAUGACAAUAUCUUUCCUUCAAAAAUUACUUCGAUCAUUAGAGCGAGACGUCAAAAUGAAAAGAAGGAGCAAUAA
Vanderwaltozyma polyspora DSM 70294 is the source of this 2157-nucleotide messenger RNA. It is a transcript of the gene GPT2, whose product is annotated as bifunctional glycerol-3-phosphate/glycerone-phosphate O-acyltransferase GPT2. Gene Ontology annotation, cellular component: endoplasmic reticulum membrane. The transcript has a single exon. Lineage: Eukaryota; Fungi; Ascomycota; Saccharomycetes; Saccharomycetales; Saccharomycetaceae. The record is from RefSeq and is a predicted model, not a curated record. Bases 1 to 2157 code for a protein of 718 amino acids. Gene Ontology annotation, biological process: phospholipid biosynthetic process. Gene Ontology annotation, molecular function: glycerol-3-phosphate O-acyltransferase activity; glycerone-phosphate O-acyltransferase activity.